Messenger RNA from Osmia bicornis bicornis, 6973 nucleotides. RefSeq names its product proton-coupled amino acid transporter 2-like. NCBI's taxonomy places the organism in Eukaryota, Metazoa, Arthropoda, Insecta, Hymenoptera, Megachilidae. Gene Ontology annotation, molecular function: amino acid transmembrane transporter activity. Gene Ontology annotation, biological process: amino acid transmembrane transport. Gene Ontology annotation, cellular component: vacuolar membrane. The transcript has 15 exons. The record is from RefSeq and is a predicted model, not a curated record. The coding region runs from base 2893 to 4350 and encodes 485 amino acids.
UCGUUUGCUCAUAGUUUUUAGGAUUUAUUAUGAGCACGUAAAAUUUAAUGCAUAUUGAAAUGAUGAAUACAAAUAUAAAAAUAUAUUUUUUGUUCACAACUCGUAUAGGUAAAUAUCUUUGUUUCCUCUAUCAUCAGAGGUCGCAAAACUUGUCGGUCACUGACCAGAAGCUAGCAAAAGCCUAGUUAUUUUAGAUCCUCUUCCGAGAGAGAGAAAGAGAACAUCUUGGCACCACUCUCUAAAUAGUAGCUUUAAAACACAAAAUAAAAUUGAAAUGUAGGCCUGCAACUGCUUGUAUGCUACAUCUCAUUAUUUCUUACGUAAUACGAUGCAAUUUACAGAUAAAUAGAAACAAAAAAAAGACGAAUUUCAUUUCAGGAAUUAUUCGACCGAAGACGAACUAAAUCUUUUAAAGUUUACAGCGACAAGAUAGUCAUCAACAAGGUAUUAGUUACGUGUUAGUCAUUGUUUGCCUGUAGUCCAUUUCAAAGGAAAAACUUUCCACGUGAAUCAAACAUGUUCAACUUUUGUUUUUACUAUUACUUCGUUCUAGAAAACUUUCCAUGUUUCCCCCUGGUGUGCCACAGUUAAAUUCCUAUGUAAGAUAACACCAAUUUUUUUUUUAUCUGUCACAUCGUAACGUAAUAAUGCACAAUUUUUUCUUAUAUCGUCUAAUUGUCGCACAACCCUAUUAUGUAACAGUUGUUUUUUCAGUUGUUAAGCAGUGUAUUUUCAGUUGUCAACGAGAUAUGCAGUUGCCUGAUUAAUUGUAAAAUGCACCAAAGAAACUGAAUACUUCGCAAUGCAAAUACCUUUGAGGUCUUUUACAUUGUUUCUCCGUUGUAGCGGUGGGAAAAUCUUGGCGUGAUAGUCAAAGCGACAAAAGCAAGAAUGAUUUGAAGAUUGUGUCCAUUGUAUUAGAUAAGACGAGUAAGGAAGUUGGGUUGCAUUUGUGCAAACACAUGGUUCAAUAGCCGAAGAAUUCUGUUAGGUCAACUCAAAUUUCCUUACUAAUGCGUCACCGGAGUGGAAAAUUUGGAAGCCCUUGCGUUUCGAGUUGAGAUACGACGAUAAAACUGAUCGUACUUCCAAAAAGAGCGCGUAUCAGUGAUCUCCUGAUCAAAUAACAUGUUCAAUUAUUUGAUCCGUUGAAUGGCGGGAUGAUCAGUAGUUACCGAUACCAAAAAUCUUAAAUAAUCAAGUAAUUAAACAUGGAAAAAAAAAUAUACACAUCGAAUUGAGUAUCCUCCUCCUCGGAUAAAAAAUCGGAUAAAGUCGGAUAAAAAAGAUAGAAACAAGUUUUAAAUCGUGUUAAUGUUGUAUCGAUAACGCGCUCUAAUUAAAAGCUUGAAUUAUUAAUUAUCUUUAUUAUAGUUAUAUGAAACAUAAUCAUUUUCAAUAUGCAAGUCAUCGUGUAAAUAGCAACAAAAGAUAUGCGUAGGUUGUUGUUUUUAAUCUGUUAAACGGUACAUCGGGAAUAUUUAUAUCUAGUACAUUGACUGUACAUAUAAACGAAAUACGGUGGACCUGGAAGAUUUGAUAUUCAAUGGAAAAAAACUGGCAAAGGAUCGUCAUACGUACAUAUAUACACGCACACGGAAAGACGAAUCUUAUUUUUAUAUGAUAAUCGUAUUUACGUGGACGUGAAGUUUAAACUUUUACAAAUCGAGGGUAUCAAUUUAAAUUAUUGCUUCUUAAUUAAUGCAUUAUCACUUGAAAUCUUGACAUUUCUUAAUCCUUAUAAUAAUCAGAGAUAUGUAAUUCUAUUGUUAAUUUUGUGUAAAAAAAAAUUAAAGAACAGUUGCCGCAUUUUAUGGGCGCGCAAUUUUGAAUUUCAGUAGAUGGCGCGUGCUUUUAUUGAACUGGUCGCGCGGUAAUUGUUCAAAGUAAAUUGACUUACGCUAUUUUUUCCAUAGAAUCGAUGAUUCGCCAUAUGAGUCUUACUAAGAAAUUGAUAUUGGUUAUUAAAUUACAGAAUGAACAAAAUAUUCUAUAUUUAAUACAUGGCUGCUUUAAUUUAAGGUCGUACCGCGCCUAUAAAAAUGUUAUGUACAUACACGUACGACCUCGAUUCCAUUUAUGGUUUACGUUAUACAGGAUGUUUCAUGACGUAUGAAUAUAACUUCAUGGCUGAAUGUUUGAAAGGUGGAGAUAUUAAGAAGAUCUUUAUAAACACACAUGUACCAUGUCUGUACUUUAGUUAUAGGCAUUAAUAUUUCAAUAUUUAUAACAUCAAUAUCUAGUUUAGACUAAUCUCUUUAUCUAUGACAUUACAUGAAACAUAGAAAUGAUGAAAUAAGGAGUGAAGCCUACUGUAUGUUCACGCAAGCAAAGGAUUAAAUUGUACAGAAAUAUAAAAGGAAAUAAAUGAACGAAAUCUCGAAGAAAUCCGAUAAAAAGAGAUAAAGCGGACAUAGCAAUAAAUUUAUUGCACCGAUUAUAUCGUUGGAUUAUGAUCCUUCUGUCUCUGAUUGUGAGAUAAUUUCAAGAAUGUUAGUCAGCGAGUUCAUGGAAUUUUAAUAGAAACACGUAAUAUUUCGUUCGACGAUACUUAACGGCAUUGGAAUAGACGAUAAGGAGGCUUAAAAUCAUGCACGAAAAGAAGUAUGACCGUGACAUUCUCUGGUUGCUACGGAAGUCAGUUUUCCAGCUGUUGAAAACGUGUCCACGACCCCAAGGAUGGUACAGUUCACGGCAUAGACAACGGAAAUUCAUGGGUCGUUCGCGUUCCACGGCUCGUCAAGGAGGCGAGCCAAGAAUGACACAGGUCGGGUCGCGCGGAAGCAGCCGACCGUUGCACGUGCUUACGGACAGAAAGACGAUUAUCGCCACCAUCCAUGGGUUACCAGUACCCGUUUACACAUUUGGAUAUUUUAAAUUGACCUUAACAAAAUGGAAAUGCAUAAAAACACGAACAGCAAGAAGAGUUCCAUACGAGGAGACGAGAUGACGCUUAAGGAACCUCACAGGAAUGGCAGCACCUACGGAGCCUUUCAAUCGAAGGAUCCGAUUUUGGCGGUGGAAAAAGGAUCUGAAAUUGAAAGUGUACAUAACGAGCAUGGAAUUUCCGUUCACCAUCCGACCUCGUAUUUAGAAACAAUGAUGCACCUGUUCAAAGGUAACGUCGGGUCCGGUAUAUUUGCAUUAGGGGAUGCUUUCAAGCAUGCCGGACUAUUGCUGGCUCCACCGCUUACAAUCUUCCUUGGGGUUAUUUGUGUUCAUGCCCAACAUAUUCUGAUUAAGUGUAACGAAGAGGUGACGCGUCGUGUUGAUGAUGUGAGCGCCUCGACUGGAUUCGCUGGUACCGUGGAAUUGUGCUUUGCUACCGGGCCUCUUGCACUCCGAAAAUACUCCGUAUUUAUGAGACAAUUGGUUAAUGUAUUUUUAUGUAUCACGCAACUCGGAUUUUGCUGCGUUUAUUUCGUUUUCAUCGCCACCAAUAUGAAGCAGGUGUUGGACGUGUACGGGAUCGAGAUGGACGUUCAUCAACACAUGGCUGUGAUUCUGAUCCCCAUAAUGCUCAGCACGUGGAUCAGGAACCUGAAGUACCUGGUGCCGAUUUCCUCGAUGGCAAAUUUUCUGGUCACAGCGGGCUACAUCGCCACAAUGUAUAUAAUGUUCCACGAUUUGCCACCCGUUCAAGAGAGACGGUACAUAGCGGAUUGGCACGAUCUGCCUCUGUUCUUUGGCACUGUGAUAUAUUCUUUCGAGGGUAUCACUUUGGUUUUACCCCUGAAGAAUGAAAUGAAGAAACCGAGUAAUUUCAAUAAAUCGUUCGGUGUUCUGAACGUGGGAAUGGUUAUUGUAGGCGCGAUGUUCGUCGCGAUGGGUUUUAUAUCGUAUUUAAAAUAUGGCGAUGCAGUGGCUGGAUCUGUAACGUUAAAUCUCGAAUCCACUGAAGUGGUGGAUGGAAAAAUCAUCGUCACGCAUUCAAGCUUACCACAGUGCAUUAAAGUUGCCAUCUCGUUGAGUAUAUUACUCACGUAUGCAUUGCAAUUUUACGUUCCCAUUGCGAUCAUUUGGCCGAAGAUCGUCAAUCAAUUUGGCCCUUUCCAGUGGCCAGUUAUAGCAGAGACUGUUUUCCGUUCCGCGGUUUGUUUCCUCACAUUCAUCCUAGCCGAGGCGAUACCUCAACUGGGUCUGUUCAUAUCAUUGGUAGGCGCAGUGAGCAGCACCGCCCUCGCCUUGGUAUUUCCACCGAUCAUUGAGAUGGUUGUGUGUUGGCAGAACGCAUCUCUUAGUCCUUUCACGAUAUCAAAAGACAUCUUGAUAGUACUGAUCGGUCUCCUAGGCUUCGUUACAGGAACGUACGAGAGCCUUAACUCGAUCAUUCGGGCGUUUAGCACGUAAUUUAAAAUUAGUUCGUUGUAUAAAUCGUCGUUAUAAGUAUAAUUAGCAGAACGCGCGGAAUUAAUGGAUCAUGACAUGAACGCGAACGUAUAGGCAAUGAUUGUUGAUGAUAAGAAAAAGCCAGGAUUCAUCGAAAUUUUGUAGAUUGUUACUAUUAAUACUACUUUAUUAUUAUCGAUAAUAAUGUUAUUUAUUAGCCUAGCACCAUGUUGAGUUCACGUAAAACGGAUCUUACAUCUUAAUUCUUGCUAUGUAAUAUUCUCUGUAUUAUCUAGAACGAGGAAACUUAUCAUCUGUGAUUUGUUUUACUGUCGAUAAAGUGCUUAGGAUUCUGUAUAUGUACAAACAGGGUAAAGAAAUCUCGAGUUUUUUGUUUUUUUUAGAAACGAUUCGCGGUUACCAAUUCGAACGAGAUCAGUAAGUUGUCGAUUAAAAAUAAUGUUACAUAUAGUGAUAUUUUAAUUGUCGUGUUAUUCACAGGAAUUUGCUAUUUAUUUUAUUUCUAAUUGUAAAUAAUUCUACUAAGUACUUGAAAGUAUAAUUAGUGGAAACAGUUAAAUAUGCUCAAAAAUAUAAUCAUUGCUUAGAGUUUUGGCCAAUUUAACAUGAUAGUUAAAUUAUUAUAUAUUUUCAUUUUGAUGCUUUUAACACGUUGAGCACCACUCGAAAGUUGUUCAAAGUUUUAUUAAAUAGUAUUUUUAUUAUCCACAAUUUCAUGUAUCUAAACAAAUCCUAAUGAAUUCCUAUUCAAAACCAAGGGUCAUCCAAGUAUGGAUGGCACGGUAGUCAACGUGUUAAGGAUUUGGUAAUCGUGACCGGAAAUUCGAACUCGUACGUGAUGUAUCAUCGCCUAUAUUACAAAUUAUGGUAAUUGUUUGUGUCUUGAAUGCGACGUAAAGUUAGAUAUCUAUCAUAGUUUUAUAGGCUGUCCGAUUAGCUGUACGGAUUACACGUAAAAGUAAACGCUGACUGUUACUGCAAUUACCGUGAUAUACGUAGCUCAUAUGAAUUAACAAAGAGUUUUAAGAGAUGUAAAAGAAAAAAGAAAAAAUAAUAGAAAACAGAGAAUCGACACGACGAACAAAAGAUGAAUGUUGAUCGUGAUCAUUGUGAAAUGUAAUAUCGUGUUCGACGAUCAUGUGAUAUAAAAGACAUACGCGUAAGUUAUACAGGAAACGUACAAAUGCUUUUUCGUCGAGGAUCGUUGGUUUAAGAUUACGGAAUGUUGAUGGUUCUACAGCGUGUCGAUUUGUAAUUUUAUGUAUUAUAGUUGCGAAGAUGCGAUUGUAUUAUAGUUGUGCCAGAGGGUGACCAUCGUUUUGGCAUGAAUAAUUUUAGUCGUAUUUAUAUCAUUAUUUAUUAAACACAUUUUUCUAAAUAUAAUACAUUAUCUUAUGUUUUAAUUCAAAUACAUACAAUUUCCAAAAUCAAUGUUGAAUUGAAUAUUAAAAAUAUUUAACGAUAUUGGUCACCCUGGGUCACAAUGAAUUAUAUUAGUUCUUAAACGAAUCACCACGUAUUCUCUUAUAUACAAGAGAAUCGAAUUUGUUUUUCAUUUUACAGCGACUGAAGAACCCUCGAGGGGAUGAAUUAUAUUUGUUAAGCAACGGAUGUAACGUCGAUUCGAUGUGUAUAUAUAAUGUAAUUUACUCACGUUCUUUCUCUCGCAGUGUGACCGAUUUAUUUAUAAACAGGAAGAUUGACGAAAACGACGAGAAAUUGCAUCAAUUUUGUACGCUGUCACUGAUGGACAAUACUUUACUUUAAUACCGAACUUUUUAUAUGUGUACAUAGAUAUAUAGUGUGAAAAAACGAAACGUGAUAAAAAAAAAAAAGACAGAAAAAUUCAGCUUAAAUUAAAAGUGUAAAACUUCGAUACCCGUUUUUAGAAUUAGAUCGACGUUAUCGUGUGCUAAAACUAACGAAGAUUAGUUAGAUAAUUACUAACACAUUAGUUCAUUCGCGUUCAUCGACAAAACGAAAGUCUGUUGAUACAGAUUUAAAUGUAUCGAACGAAAAGAAAACAGUAUUUCAAAAAAAAAAACAAGAAAAAAAAAGAAUUUGAAAUACAAAUGAUACAAAAAAAAAAAAAGAACAAAAUAUCCCACUGUCAUACGUAGAAAUAGUUAAGGGUUACUUGUAAAUUAGUACAAGAAUUAGAAACAUGGAGUACCGUUGCGGGGAUAUAACGUUAAUCGUGAUCAAUUGUUAUUCAUUUGCACACAUCCAGAAUUUAUACUUGUGCCCAAUGGUCUGACGAUAGAUUUCUAGGAUCUCCUGUAGACCCAUUGUACCGACAUAGUAUUAAUUGAACUUCUGGAUGAUACCAGAAAAUGUAGAUACACAAAUGGUGCAACUGAUGCAUCAUAUUGUGGAGUACAAAUUCUCUCAGGGAUACUUUAUACACGUAGAUUGUGUUGUUAGGUGUCUUUUUUCUUUUUUUUUAAUAGUUCUUUUUUUUUAAAACGGUGUUCUAAGUGAUACCUUUCGUUCGUUGCAGGUUGAUGAAUGAUGAGAGUCAAUGAAACGUGCGUGAUCACGCGUGCUGUCUGUUCAUGUACCACUGUGCUCAGUGAUGCUCGAUUUUAAUUGAUCAUUGACUAAAUAAAUGAUUCGAAAUUGA